Molecule: messenger RNA, 1191 nt
Organism: Solea senegalensis (Senegalese sole)
Lineage: Eukaryota; Metazoa; Chordata; Actinopteri; Pleuronectiformes; Soleidae
Product: histamine N-methyltransferase A-like
Exons: 7
Coding region: 102-974 (290 amino acids)
Molecular function (GO): N-methyltransferase activity
Source: RefSeq, a predicted model, not a curated record
AGUGCAAAAAUGUGGGAGGGGACAGCAUUGUAACUGCACCGUCAAAGAGUGGGAGAGCUGUUGCUUCUUGGCUUUAACUACACAUUGUCAAGGGAUCGGUCAUGGCUGCAGAAGCAAAGCAGAGUUGUUACGAGGGCAGUUCUGUCCAAAGCUUCCAGUUCUACCUGCAGCAGUCAGGGGAGCAUGAGGCCAUUCUCCAGUGUGUUCACAGUAUUCUGCCAGGGGAAUUUGAAAGAAUUGGAGCAGAUAAAAAAGCCCUGGAUGUUCUCGGCGUCGGAAGCGGUGGAGGGGAGGUGGAUGUCCAGAUGCUCUCUCUGCUGCAGUCUGUAUUCCCUGCUGUUCCCAUCACUGCUGACAUUGUGGAGGGCAGCUCCCAGCUCACAAACAACUUCAAAGCUCUGGUAGCAAAAACUGCAAAUCUUCAGAAGAUCCCAUUCACUUGGCACGUCAUGCACAGUGGGGACUAUGAAAAGCAGGUGAAAGCCAAGGCGGACAUGAAGAGAUUUGACUUCAUACACAUGAUUCAGAUGAUCUACUAUGUGGAUAACCUUGCUGAAACGAUCAAGUUCUACCACAGCGUUCUGAAGACCAAUGGCAGACUUAUGAUUAUCAUUGAAACGGCUAACGGCGGCUGGGACACCCUGUGGAAGACCUUUCAGAAGGAGCUGUGUGUCGACGCCAUCACGCAGUAUCGCUCCUCCGCAGAGGUGAUUGCGUGUCUGAAGAGCCAGGGUCUUAAGUAUGAGGAGCAUAUCAUUCACAACACCUUUGACAUCACCGAGUGCUUUGAUCCAAGUAGCACGACUGGCGGACGUCUGCUGAAUUUCUUGACAGCCAAAGAUGAUUUCCACCAGUCCUUCACACAAGAGAUCAGAGCUGGCAUCUUAGACCUUCUCAGAAACAAGUGCAGCACAGAGAAGGAUGGCAGGGUGUUCUUUAACAGCGAUCUGAGCUGCAUACUGGUUCAUGCUUGAGUUUGUCCUGACAUGGAACCAAUGAACAGGGAAUUUUUCCCCCGUAGUUUUCAGCUUCUUCAGCCGAAGUUAAUCAAAAUCAAUUUUAACAAAAUGAGCAAUGGAAUAAAUUGACUUACAGAGCUUUGUUGUAUAGAAAAGAAACAUAAUUGCCUGACAACAAAGUGCUCGAAAUCUAUCCAGGAAAUACAUAGAAUAAAUCUAUAUUUCUCCUGUA